AAUGUCGUAAAUUUGCGGAGAAUGAAGAAACAGAAAAAGAUAAAAAUAGCAAAAAGAAAGAAAGAGAAGAAACAGAGUGAAGAACAGAGACAUAGGAAUUAGAAACCGUAACAGAGAGACAGACAAACAGACACUAACUGAUCCAUCAAUCAUUCUAUCUUCAGUUUAAUCAUCAAACUCAAGCCAUGCAAAAUUCACGACCAGUUCUUCUUGUUCGUUAAGGUUUUUUUUUUGUCUGACUCAAGAAAAUUCUUGCCUCCAUCUUCUCUCUGAACAGCCUCCAUAUAUGUGUUAAUUUGGUAGGGUUGGGUAUUUGACAUGGAUUUUACGGAGUCCACCAAAGUUGUGUACAACAGAAUUCAGAAGAUAGAGCCCGAAAAUGUCUCGAAAAUCAUUGGCUAUCUUCUGUUACAAGACCAUGGCGAAAGAGACAUGAUUCGGUUGGCAUUUGGUCCGGAUAAUUCGAUUUAUUCGUUGAUCACCAAAGCCAAAUCUGAUCUUAGGCUAAAUAAACCGGCUGUUUCGAUUCCAGUUUCAGCAUCGCAGGUGAAUUCGUCGCCUGUUUCCGACAUUUCUUUGCAGUUUACUCCUUUUUCGCCAGCUUCAGCGAACCCACGCAGGGCUGGAAAUGCUUACUGGGAUGCACAAGUGAGUGGUGAUCAGUUUCAGCAUCAGCAGGUGGAAAACUUGGAUUUUGGUUCAUCAGGUUACUCAGAUUCGGCUGCUGAAGAUUAUCGGCUUCAAAACCAAAUGCAGUUCUUGAAUUUGGAUGAUCAGUUAGAUUUUUCGAGCAAUCAGUUUUAUUUUGAACCUGCAUUAGGUCCUAGAACUAGUAGAAGGUCUCCAAGUUUGCCAGAAUUUCCUGUUAAGAUUUGCCAUUACUUUAACAAAGGGUACUGUAAGCAUGGAAAUAACUGCAGGUAUUUCCAUGGACAUCCAAUGCCCGACAGCUUUUCUCAGUUUCUUAGUCCGAAAUCAAAUGAGAUUUCGAACGAAGAACAUAUUAUCUCACCCGGCUCUCUUGCAAAGCUCGAAAUGGAGCUCUCUGGCCUCUUAAAAUCGAGAAGGGGUAUGCCUGUUUCGAUUGCAUCAUUGCCAAUGAUGUACUAUGAGAAAUUUGGUAAGACCCUUCAGGCUGAAGGGUAUCUUACUGAGAGCCAGAGGCACGGCAAGGCUGGUUAUAGUUUGACCAAGCUCUUAGCUCGAUUGAAGAACAGCAUUCGUGUCAUCGACAGGUAUCAAACACCUCACGGGCAGCAUUCUGUGAUUUUGGCGGAAGAUGUUCCGAAGUACAUGGAUUUUUCCGGUGAGAGAAAUGAUCCUGGCGGAAUUGUUGCUGGUUCUAGACAGAUCUACCUUACAUUUCCAGCUGAAAGUACUUUUACCGAGCAGGAUGUUUCCAACUACUUCAGCAAAUUUGGACCUGUUCAAGAUGUUAGGAUUCCUUGCCAACACAAGAGAAUGUUUGGAUUUGUCACUUUCAUUUUCAUCGAGACUGUCAAGCAAAUCUUGGCAAAGGGUAAUCCGCAUUUCGUAUGUGGGGCUCGUGUCCUGGUAAAACCGUAUAGAGAAAAGUCAAGGCUUAUUGAUAGGAAGUUUUCAGACAAUUUACAGCAUCCAAUGUUUUACAGCCCUCACUUUAUGGAUGGAGAUUCUGAGUUUCACUCCGUGUCUGUUCCAAGAAUUUGUGAUAAUUCAAGGUUACUCAAGAAACAGCUAAUGGAGGAACAUGAGCUUGCACUUGAAUUUGAGAGACAGCGUCUAUCGGAGUUUCAGUCAGCACCCAAAUCGCAUAAUCAUCACACUUAUUUUGGCUACUCGAUGGACGAGUUGAAGCUCUCAAAAGAACACGCUGAGUUCCCGUCUGCUGAGCGUUUCAAUUAUUUGCUGGAUGUACUUAACAGUGGCUCCUCCAGUGAUGACAGGCUCAGGCACACAACCACCCAUUACAAUGAUCAGGAGAGCAGCCAAGGAGUUAACCUGCCAGAGAGCCCAUUUGCAUCGCCAUUAGCAAACAGAAUUUCAACAGUUAUAUAGAAUUAAAAGAAAUACAGUACAGGGGUAUCGUAUAGAGGUAGAGCAAGAUCGAAUCGAAUCGAUCGAUACAGCAGGGAAAUUGCUUCUUCAUAUUUAGUUUAUUGAAGAAGAGAGAAUUACUAGUAGAUGAAGAAGGCAGAAUACAAAAUAUGACUAAAGGUUUAUAAGCUUAUUUCUAUUUAUUUUAUUUAAUUUUUCUCUUCAAUUAAUGUAUACAAGUCAUAGAACUUGUUGGUAUUUUAGAAAGAAAAAUGUAAUUUAUAGUCUGCCUUUUGUUUUUAGUUGUAGCCAAAAUUAUGGAGAGAGUUCAUAGAAGAAAAAAACUAAUGGUAAGAAAAAGUGUAGAGCUCUCUGCCUAAGUUAGUUACAAAUUCUAAUAAAUCUAAUUAUACAAAAGUUUUAGUUUA
Molecule: messenger RNA, 2444 nt
Organism: Mercurialis annua (annual mercury)
Lineage: Eukaryota; Viridiplantae; Streptophyta; Magnoliopsida; Malpighiales; Euphorbiaceae
Product: zinc finger CCCH domain-containing protein 18
Exons: 8
Coding region: 319-2037 (572 amino acids)
Molecular function (GO): RNA binding; metal ion binding
Source: RefSeq, a predicted model, not a curated record